This is a messenger RNA of Zophobas morio, 1648 nucleotides long. RefSeq lists its product as uncharacterized. Gene Ontology annotation, cellular component: nucleus; cytoplasm. Bases 50 to 1624 code for a protein of 524 amino acids. NCBI's taxonomy places the organism in Eukaryota, Metazoa, Arthropoda, Insecta, Coleoptera, Tenebrionidae. The transcript is spliced from 2 exons. The record is from RefSeq and is a predicted model, not a curated record. Gene Ontology annotation, molecular function: protein binding.
UCUUCAUUUUUAGAAUUCUUGUGUUAUUAAGUGUACGUGUGUGUUCAAAAUGCAGUGUGGUACCUGCUCAAUGCGAAGGUAUAAGGACCUUCAAUCUAUGGGCAUUUUGACGAAUGCUAUUGAAAACAACGAUAUCAAAAAUUUUACAAAAAUCGUUAUAAAUUUGGGUAGAAGUUUUUUUAGUGGAAGUAACGACUAUAGCUUUACCUUGUAUGCAGAAUCUAUGAAAAGAAAACGGAAAAAAAUAUUUGACUUUUUGCUUUCGUUUCAUGCUAGAGACGAUGAAGGGACCAUUGCUGCUUUAGAACACGUGCUGAAGAAUCAGAACUCUGUGCCUGAUUAUUUUGUUAACGAAUUGUUAAAGAAAUAUUCUUCUGUUACCAAUGAUGAAAAUCUGCUAUUCACAGCUGCUACAGUAAAGUGUCCCCAAGCCACGAAGCUCUUGCUGGACAAAGGACUUGACGCUAAUGCACAAUUCGGGGAUUGGACUCCACUUCAUAGGGCAUUAAUGAUAGAUCCGGAUAAUAGAAAUGAAGAAUUAAUUACCACUUUAUUAUGUUAUGGUGCUGAUCCUUCGGUUGAAGCUUAUAAUGGAUACAACUGCUUCGAACUAGCAGUGAGGAAUAAACACACAGAUUUUGUCCGAGAAAUGUUAUUUGAUUUUACAUUUGAUUAUCACUUACACCAUAAACUGCAUAUUAGUGUACUAUUACAACUGGGUAAACUAAAAUCGCCACUUUUUCAUCAACUGUUAAAACAUCACGUCGAAUUUUUCCUGGAUGACAACACUCGUACACCAUUUUCGGAAAAUCUGAGUGACUUGCUUCAACUGGAAUUUGACUAUUUUAAAAUCAUUUUCGAAGAGUAUAAUUCCAUAUGUUGCCAAAUUUUUGAGAAUCACAUCCUUGAUUACUUCAAGUCUGAACCUAGAUUUCGUAAAUAUUUCUUAAGAAAGCGCUUACCAGAUAUUGAAAGAUGUUUAUGUGGGGAACAAACUGUAAUGAAAUUGAACUUACUCCUUCACGGUCCAGCAUCUUUGAAUAAAAAUGUUAUCGAUUUUAUAAGCACGUUAGACAGUUACACAGUUUUUUCUUACCUUUCUGAAAGUAGCAAUCAAACAGAAGUUACAGAAAUAUUUGUUUAUUUAUUCAUUUAUGGUCUGAGAAUAAAAUCAAGCCUUUUUGACCGUGUGUUUGAAGAAUAUGGAUACUGCGAACUAUUCAAGCUUCUUUUGUUCUUGGAUUAUGAACGUAAGGACUAUGGAGUAAUUCAUCCGAGCGCAUUGGUCUUUUAUAUUUGUGAGAUUAAUUCGACCUUAGAUACACUUUCUCUGGGAAAAUACACGGUAGAUUCUGUGUUUGAACUAAUGAACUACUUUGUUCAUCCUAAACUGGAUAAAUAUCGUUCACGAGAAGUGCCGAGCAAAAAAUUGGCAAUAAAAGAAAAUUAUCCACAUAUGCCAAGUUUAGUCGAGCUUGCUCGAAAUACAUUUAGAGAGUAUUUUGUAACUAAACUUGACAUAAGAAGCACGCAACAGUUCUAUACCUUGCUUAACAGCCUUCCGAUCUCUGUUGACCAUAAAAAAAUUAUUAGCCUUGAAACCAAGUUAUAUGAUAAUUAUUAAACUAAAAAUAAAAGACAUGAUUCA